This is a messenger RNA of Sinocyclocheilus rhinocerous, 1814 nucleotides long. Its product is annotated as single-stranded DNA-binding protein 3-like. Gene Ontology annotation, molecular function: single-stranded DNA binding; protein binding. The record is from RefSeq and is a predicted model, not a curated record. Gene Ontology annotation, biological process: positive regulation of transcription by RNA polymerase II. The transcript is spliced from 18 exons. Bases 250 to 1413 code for a protein of 387 amino acids. NCBI's taxonomy places the organism in Eukaryota, Metazoa, Chordata, Actinopteri, Cypriniformes, Cyprinidae. Gene Ontology annotation, cellular component: nucleus.
AACAGCGCGAGAAAGGGGAAAAAAAUCACCAGCGACCUGUUUCAAGUCCCCCCAAUAGAAACUGUGCCUGAUUUGUGGCCAAUGUUGGAGAUGUGAAAAAAAAAAGAAAGAAAGAAAGAAAGAAAAAAAAAGGGGGGGGGGGGGAAGAGGGAAAACACUAAAGGGGGUAGCUAUGGAGAUAGACCGUUUUCCUGGCUGCUUUCUUUGACAGGUGUUGAGUGGGGUAAAAGUCUUAAAACAGAAUCCAGCAUGUACGCCAAAGGUAAAGGAGCUGUCGUCCCUUCUGAUAGUCAAGCGAGAGAAAAGUUAGCUUUAUAUGUGUAUGAGUACUUGCUGCAUGUCGGCGCACAGAAAUCAGCACAGACCUUCCUGUCAGAGAUCCGAUGGGAAAAGAAUAUCACAUUAGGAGAGCCUCCUGGAUUCCUGCACUCAUGGUGGUGUGUAUUCUGGGAUCUGUACUGUGCAGCUCCAGAUCGACGGGAGACAUGUGAACAUUCCAGCGAGGCCAAGGCUUUCCACGACUAUAGUGCGGCAGCAGCUCCCAGUCCUGUGAUGGGCAACAUGCCGCCCAAUGACGGUAUGCCAGGUGGACCCAUGCCUCCCGGCUUCUUUCAAGGCCCACCCGGGUCACAACCAUCACCACACUCACAGCCCCCUCCACACAACCCCAACAACCCCAUGAUGGGGCCGCACGGCCAGCCUUUCAUGUCUCCACGGUACCCAGGUGGACCCCGCCCAUCACUCCGCAUGCCAAAUCAGCCUCCCGUUGGAAUCCCAGGGCCACAGCCGCUCCUGCCAAACAGUUUGGACCCCACCAGACCGCAAGGACAUCCAAACAUGGGCGGCCCGAUGAGGAUGAACCCACCCAGAGGAAUGGGAGGCAUGGGCCCACAGAACUACGGCGGUGGAAUGAGGCCUCCUCCAAACUCUCUCGGCGGUCCUGGAAUGCCUGGCAUGAACAUGGUUCCGGGAGGUCGGGGGCCUUGGCCUAACCCUAACGCAAACUCAAUAGCAUACUCAUCUUCAUCACCAGGAAACUAUGUGGGGCCUCCAGGAGGUGGCGGACCUCCAGGAACUCCCAUCAUGCCAAGCCCAGGAGACUCGACGAAUUCCAGUGAAAACAUUUACACGAUGAUGAAUCCAAUCGGCCCUGGUGGCAACAGACCGAACCAGUUCCCAAUGGGGCCGGGGCCCGACGGUCCGAUGGGUGGAAUGGGAUCGAUGGAGCCGCACCAUAUGAACGGGUCUUUAGGCUCGGGUGAUAUGGAUGGGUUGCCAAAGAACUCUCCGAACAACAUGGCAGGUAUGAACAAUCCCCCAGGAACUCCGCGGGAUGACGGGGAGAUGGCAGGCAACUUCUUAAACCCAUUCCAAAGUGAAAGUUAUUCACCCAACAUGACGAUGAGUGUGUGAUUCUUCUUUUUUUAUUUUGUUUUUAUUUUUAUUUUUUUAACCCGUCCCCCAUCCCACUUCCUGUUCUCCUCAUCUCUGCUGCGUUCGGCAUGUUGUUGUUGUGUUUUUUUUUUUUCUUUUCUCGAUCUUCAACUCUCCCAACUCCCUCAAACACUCUGGGCUAGCGCGGUGGCGCCUUUCAGCCACUCGGCGUGGCCACAGAGUGAAGGACGCCCAGUACAAAGCCGAAAGAAAGCAGGCAUCGGGCCUUCUGAUGGACUCAACCUGCCUGCGGGGCUUCGUCACUGGAUCAGGACACUAAGGGCCCCCGAUUGAACCACCGUGUGUAUGUGUGUUUGUACAUGUGCGUGUGUGUGUGGGACUGUGCCAGGAAGACACUUCAUAACUAGCUGCUCAUCAGC